AUGGCCUCGCUGGACCUGCCGUACCGCUGCCCCCGCUGCGGGGAGCACAAGCGCUUCCGGAGCCUGUCGUCCCUGCGCGCGCACCUGGAGUACAGCCACACGUACGAGACCCUGUACAUCCUCUCCAAGACCAACAGCAUCUGUGAGGGCGCGGCGGCGGCGGCGGCCGCGGCCUCGGGCUUCCCGCUGGCGCCCGAGCCCGCCGCCCUGCUGGCCGUGCCCGGCGCCCGGCGCGAGGUGUUCGAGAGCACGUCCUUCCAGGGCAAGGAGCAGGCGCCCGCCACGGCCCCGCUGCUGCACCACCACCUGCACCACGCGCCCCUCGCCCACUUCCCCGGCGACCUGGUGCCCGCCGGCCUGCCCUGCGAGGAGCUGGCGGAGCCCGGCCUGGUGCCCGCCGCCGCCGCCGCCCGCUACGCGCUGCGCGAGAUCGAGAUCCCGCUCGGGGAGCUGUUCGCCCGCAAGUCCGUGGCCUCCUCCGCGUGCUCCACGCCGCCGCCCGGCCCCGCCAGCCCCUGCCCCGGGCCCGCCACCGCCUCGCCCGCUUCCCCCUCGCCCGCCGACGUGGCCUACGAGGAGGGCCUGGCGCGCCUCAAGAUCCGCGCGCUGGAGAAGCUGGAGGUGGACCGGCGGCUGGAGCGGCUGAGCGAGGAGGUGGAGCAGAAGAUCGCGGGGCAGGUGGGCCGCCUGCAGGCCGAGCUGGAGCGCAAGGCCGCCGAGCUGGAGACGGCGCGGCAGGAGAGCGCGCGGCUGGGGCGCGAGAAGGAGGAGCUGGAGGAGCGCGCGUCCGAGCUGUCGCGCCAGGUGGACGUGAGCGUGGAGCUGCUGGCCUCGCUCAAGCAGGACCUGGUGCACAAGGAGCAGGAGCUGAGCCGCAAGCAGCAGGAGGUGGUGCAGAUCGACCAGUUCCUGAAGGAGACUGCGGCCCGGGAGGCCAGCGCCAAGCUGCGGCUGCAGCAGUUCAUCGAGGAGCUCCUGGAGCGGGCGGACCGCGCCGAGCGGCAGCUGCAGGUCAUCAGCAGCAGCUGCGGCAGCACCCCGAGCGCCAGCCUGGGCCGCGGAGCCGGGCCCGGGCCCCGGGGCCCUGGCAGAGUGCGAGAACACCACGUGGGGAUGGCCAUGCCUAGCACAUACGCGGUGUCCCGGCAUGGCUCCUCUCCCAGCACAGGGGCCUCCAGCCGUGUCCCAGCCGCAUCCCAGAGCUCAGGCUGCUAUGACAGUGACAGUCUGGAGAUGCCCCGGGCAGAAGAAGGGGCCCCGGAGGACAGUACCCCUGGGGGCGUGGGCACGCGGGCCCAGGCUGCCAAUGGCGGCUCGGAGCGGGCUCAGGCCCCUCGGAGCGCAGGCCUGCGGCGCCAGGCCAUCCAGAACUGGCAGCGCAGGCCCCGCCGGCACAGCACGGAGGGCGAGGAGGGUGACAUUUCGGACGUGGGCUCCCGAACCACCGAGUCAGAGGCCGAGGGCCCCGCGGACACGCCCAGAGCCGGGCCUGCCGCGGCAGGGCCAGUAAGCAGCUGCCGGCUCUCAGCCCGCUCUGAGGGAGGCAGUGGGCGGGGUCGGCGAGCAGAGCGGGGCAGCCCCUCGCGUUCCAACGAGGUCAUCAGCCCAGAGAUCCUCAAGAUGCGAGCCGCCCUGUUCUGCAUCUUCACCUACCUGGACACCCGCACGCUCCUGCACGCCGCCGAGGUCUGCCGCGACUGGCGCUUUGUGGCCCGCCACCCUGCCGUGUGGACGCGAGUGCUGCUCGAGAACGCCCGGGUCUGCUCCAAGUUCUUGGCGAUCCUGGCUCAGUGGUGCACCCAGGCCCACUCGCUGACCCUGCAGAACCUGAAGCCCCGGCAGCGGGGCAAGAAGGAGAGCAAGGAGGAGUAUGCCCGGAGCACCCGGGGCUGUCUGGAAGCAGGGCUGGAGUCCCUGCUGAAGGCGGCGGGCGGCAACCUGCUGAUCCUGCGCAUCUCCCACUGCCCCAACAUCCUCACCGACCGCUCGCUCUGGCUGGCCAGCUGCUACUGCCGCGCUCUGCAGGCCGUCACCUACAGGAGCGCCACCGAUCCUGUUGGCCACGAGGUCAUUUGGGCCCUGGGUGCUGGCUGCAGAGAGAUAGUCUCCCUCCAGGUGGCGCCGCUUCACCCCUGCCAGCAGCCCUUGCGCUUCAGUAAUCGUUGCCUGCAGAUGAUCGGUCGCUGUUGGCCCCACCUCAGGGCCCUGGGGGUUGGGGGUGCCGGCUGUGGGGUGCAGGGCCUGGCAUCACUCGCAAGAAACUGCAUGAGGCUGCAAGUCCUGGAGCUGGACCACGUGUCGGAGAUCACCCAGGAGGUGGCGGCCGAGGUCUGCCGGGAAGGCCUGAAAGGACUGGAGAUGCUGGUGCUCACGGCCACCCCCGUCACUCCCAAAGCCCUGCUGCAUUUCAACAGCAUUUGCCGGAACCUCAAGUCCAUUGUGGUCCAGAUUGGGAUCGCUGAUUAUUUCAAAGAGCCCAGCAGUCCCGAGGCCCAGAAGCUGUUUGAAGACAUGGUGACUAAACUCCAGGCCCUGCGGAGGAGGCCCGGCUUCUCUAAGAUCCUGCACAUCAAGGUGGAAGGCGGCUGCUAACCCGGGUGAGGGGCGGCAGGGCCCCUGCCAGCCCCACCCAGGGCACUCUCUUUGGACUUCCAGAGGGACCCUGAUUUGGACUAGUCCUUCAGAGGCCUGGCGUUACCUCUGGCUUCCAGGAAGGGGUCGACAGCUUCCUGUCCCCUCCUGGGAGAGCAGAACAGCAGGCCUGACCUUGGGAACUUCUUCAGGGCAGGGGCUCAGACAGAAGCUGCCUCUUGCCCCUCCCCAGUCCCCAGCUGGAGCAGCCUUCUGGGCACAGCCAGCGAGGAGCUGUCACCACCAGCACCCGGCGUCUUCCCCCCGGGGGUCUGCAAUAACCACCAGUGGCCCUUGGCUGCGCUGGCAGGCCUCCAUUCUUGAGGCCCAGCCUCCCGGUCAGGGUCCUCUGCGAGGCCCCAGGCAGGUCAGACUUGGUAAGGCGGGCUCUUCUCCUCGCCCUGCUCCGCCCCAGCCCUCUGCGGGGCACCCUGUCAGACAGCCCACCUGGGCCUGGGUCCACACUCUCUAAAAAUAACACACGGGCCGAGGAAUCUGGGCAAGUGUCAGCCAAAGGUGAGGCAGUGGCAGUGGGCUUGGAAGGGCAAAACAUUCACCAGGAUUUUCUUCCCAGGACAUGAAAACCAUCUUUCCCAACGGAGGGUAUUGCCAGGAAGAAAAAAAAAAAAUUCUAUUCAUAUAGACAAGACCUCCCUCCCCCAAUAACCACAUUUCCCACAUAUCCAGGAGCUAAUCCUGAGCUAAAAGGUGCAUGUUUCCAUACCUGUCAGCAAUCCCAACCCAGUCACCUGUGAGAAGCAGGUGUUUUUUUUUCUCAAGAAAUGGCCUUUUUAAAAUUUAUUUAUUAUUAAAUGUAUUUUUAUUGAUUUCAGAGAGGAAAUGAGAAACAUCAAUGAUGAGAGAGAAUCAUUGAUUGGCUGCCUC
Molecule: messenger RNA, 3516 nt
Organism: Pipistrellus kuhlii (Kuhl's pipistrelle)
Lineage: Eukaryota; Metazoa; Chordata; Mammalia; Chiroptera; Vespertilionidae
Gene: FBXO41
Product: F-box protein 41
Exons: 12
Coding region: 1-2592 (863 amino acids)
Molecular function (GO): protein binding
Source: RefSeq, a predicted model, not a curated record